AUGAGUGCCCUCUCACGUCUUCAAAAUCACGAGGACGUCACCAGAUUCGGCGUGGUACGCUUCUCGACGCCCGAGAAUAUACUGUGGACCACCACCAGGAUUCAACUCGAGUCUACGAUCGACAACGGAAUCUCCUUUCGGGAGGAAUUCGAGUUGAGCGAGUGCGAGUGGCAGAAUCUUCUUAAACACGCUCACCGAUUCUCUUGGAUCAACAUCUUGAAAUCCCUGGUCUGUAGAGAAUCAGAUCGGGCAUGUUACCAUGUUCAAGAUGCCUUGGAACGCAUCUCCGUACCGCAAAAAAUCGUCGACAACCAGCGUUCCCUGGCACUACUUUGGAAUAGUCAACCGCCUCGAUCCGCCAAAGAGCUUUUCCGCCAUCGGUUAUACGACAUCAACGCCUUCCAGAGACUCGACUUCUCAGAUGUCUCGCCGGAAGAUAAUGUAUUUGCAGAAGUCAGUCUACCUUGCGGUUGCUACGACGGCGUAUAUUCGAAUGAAGUUGAAGCCAUGAGUGUAGAGGAGUGCAAGAGUGCGGUCUGCUAUCAAUGUCGGAACGAUGUCCUUCAACCAGAAGACCGACUCGAACUGGCGAUGGGAGAGCAGAGGGUUCAGCGAGAAGCCUGGUUGAGAUCGAAUGCCUCUUGGAAAGAUCUCAACAACACGGACUUCAGUCUCCGCACUGAGACGAUGAAAAUGAAAGCCAAUACGCUCUUCCACGUCCUCCAUGGUGCUUUCGAUUCCAUGAAGACCUGUGACCUCCUCUGUCCGGCUUCUUUGGCGUUCGAAAAUCUGCUGGAGACUCGGGUGGCCCUCGAAGCUUUGGAGGUCUUCCUGUACGGCAGCAACGAGGACCUGAUCGGUACACCAACGCAGGUCCUUGCCACUCUCCACCAGAAGGCAACAGAUGCCGUGAGUAAUGCGAGCAAGAACCGCAUUCCGGGCGAAUCUGUCACGGUGCCUGGAUUUGACAACUCCCUCCGAAACCUGCUUGUGCGUACUAUGAACUUCUGGCUACGUCGAAGCUGUCGAAAAGUCAACCGCGCUCACUACAAGUUCCACAUGCAUCAGGGAGUGCCGUUCUUUAGCCCUCAGAGCUGGGAACUUUCGAAACAAAGCGCGGGUGUCUUUGAGGAACUGAACGACUCGAGAACUGACCUUGGCGAUGAAGAGACCAAUGUGGGCAGUGUUGACGAUUUGAUGGCAGGCAUGCAAAUGCACCAGGAUGAAUAG
This is a messenger RNA of Lecanosticta acicola, 1230 nucleotides long. The record is from the annotation of a GenBank genome assembly. NCBI's taxonomy places the organism in Eukaryota, Fungi, Ascomycota, Dothideomycetes, Mycosphaerellales, Mycosphaerellaceae.